GACGUAACUGGUCGUGAAAACGAGAACUCACGAGAAAGAUAUUAGUCGAUUUGACUUUGUCUUUGUAUCAUAAAUCUUCUUCGUUCGAUCUCAGUGGCUCUGCGGCUUCUUACGGUAUGAUGCCAAAGGAUUGUAAUCUGGUGGAUGAAUAUUUGAAGUUUUUUUUUUUUUGUUUUUGGUUUCGGGCAACUCUUUCUUCCUUUGGAUCUGGAAUCGAUAGCCUUUCUGGGGGUGACGACGCUGAGUUCGAAGAGGAGGGUGUAUGUGAUAAUGAGUUCAGGACCAGGGAAUUUCUGUCUGGUCCACGUCAGCCUCGUGCCUGUGCUUAAUGUUGUUGGUGAACAGAAACCAAACCGGCACAGCAUAGUGUCCUGAGGUUUGGGCUUGACACAGAUAUCUCUUAGCUUGUCGGAGCACAAAGAACUAUUGGAAAGAACAAAAUCGAUAUCACUGCCCCUACUGGAGCACAAAUCAUUUACGCCAAAUACUCAGGAACCGAGGUUGAGUUCAACGAUAUUCUCAAGGAAGAUGACAUCGUUGGCAUUCUUGAGACAGAGGACAUCAGAGAUCUCAAGCCCUUGAAUGACUGACUCUUCAUUAAGAAAACUAAAACCGGCACAGCAUAGUGUCCGAGGCUUGGGCUUGACACCAGAUAUCUUAGCUUGUCGGAGCACAAAGGCAUUUGAAGAGAAUGUAAAAGAAAAACUAGCUCCAGUUUUGCGAUUGUCCCGGCGCUUGAGCAUAUCUUCACUCUCUUUGAUGCUCCCAACAUUUGGCACAUUCCUAUUUUGCUAGGAUCAGAAGUCUCACCUUGCAAUCUCAAAAGUGCUCAAUCUUACUAGAUGCGUAUAAAGCUGCUAAAGGUUUGAGGAUGUAUUCCCUGCAACGCAAAUGCAACAGGAGCCUAGAAAAGAUAAUAUUGGAAGCUGUAAUGAUUACAUGUUGGUUGAAAGUAUUGGAGGUCAGUAUUGUGACCGUCUGUCUCAUUAUGCUUUUACAGAUAAAGAUAGGGUUUUGUUGAGAGAGGAGAGCAAGAGCAAGAGCAAAUAUGGCGGCACCAAAUCCAGCAAAUAUGGCGGCGGCACCAAAUCCUCCACUAGAUCUCCCUGAUUAUGUACGAUUUUCUCCCAAGAGUCCUGAAGUGAUCCUUUUGCUCAAGCGUUUCAUACGGAAGGAGCAGAUGCCUACUUGUGCUGUACAGUUUCAUUCCCAUGCAGAUCUCCAAGACACAGUAUCUAGUAACGGGUGGAGUGCAGCAGCGUAUCCUUAUUUUGAAGAAGAUGAAUACUGGUUUUUUCUGCAUAGGAAACAACAAGCCACGGAUAAGAAGAAUGUUGAUAGAAGGCUUGGAGACUUGGGGACAUGGAAGGCAAGGGGCAGGAGUACUAACAUCUACAUUGGUGCGCAGCUGGUAGGCAUCAAACAGAAGUAUGAACUAAUGAAAGGCAAAGUUAAAACUGGAUGGUUCCAAUUCGAGUACACAAGGUUUUCCAACAAGUUCGAGAAAAUCUGUGUAGCCCAUCUCAUCUUUGUCAAGAAGCCUGAAGUGGAUUAUCCUUCUGAUAUCAGUGAAGAAGAAGAAGAAGAAGAAGAAGAAGAACAAGAAGAAGAAGAAGAAGAAGAAGAAUCUGCUGAUGAGGAAGAGCAGGGUUUGCAGGUACAGGCUCCUGAGGUUGAACUUGUGAAUGAGCAGCAGGGUCUGCAUGAGCAGGUGUUGAACUUGGAAGAAGAAGAAGCUGCUGCUUCUGAUGAGGUAGAGCAGACACUUGCAAAUGAGCAGCAGAGGUUGCAGCAGGUGCAGUCUCAUGAGGUUGAACUUGGGAAUGAGCAUCAGGGUCUGCAGGAGCAGGUGGUCAACUUUGCUCAUGAGGAAGCGCUGACAUUUGUGAAUGAUUUUCUGGACGAUGACGAUGACGAGGACUGGGCUCGCUUCUUGAACACUGACGAUGAUGGUCUGGCGAUUGAUGACUUGUUCGAAGAUGGUGAUUCAGAAAAGACGCUAGAACAUGUGAACGAGCAGCAGAGUCUGCAGGAUCAGGUGCUGAACUUGGAAGAAGAAGCUGCUGCUGCUGCUGAUGAUGAGGAAGAGCAGACACGUGUGAAUGAGGUGGAGCAGCAGGGGGGGGUUGCAGGUACAUCCUCAUGAGGGUGAACUUGGAAGAAGCAGCUGCUGAUGAUACGUGGACUCGCUACUUGAACACGAUGUUUGAUGAGUUAUUGGGAGAUGAUAAUUCAGAAAGACACUAGAAGAUUAAAUGAAGCUUCAUGUCGUUGAACUUGCUAUGUUUUGUCCUGAGACUUCUCUUUUGUUUUGUCUUGAGACUUCUCUUAUGUUUUGUCGUUAGACUUCUCUUUUUGGAAACAGCUUUUACCACGUAA
Molecule: messenger RNA, 2379 nt
Organism: Brassica napus (rape)
Lineage: Eukaryota; Viridiplantae; Streptophyta; Magnoliopsida; Brassicales; Brassicaceae
Product: FK506-binding protein 5-like
Exons: 12
Coding region: 1049-2146 (365 amino acids)
Biological process (GO): regulation of DNA-templated transcription
Molecular function (GO): DNA binding
Source: RefSeq, a predicted model, not a curated record